AUGACUUACAAUCAAUUCCCGACAAAAUUCAUGUGGAAAGCACAAGAUCAUGAAUGGACUCCUAGGCAGCUUGGUUUUUCGAUAGGAAGGGUCCAUUUUGCUCCACCAGGUUCCAGCGAAAGGUUUUACCUGAGAACUCUCUUAAACUACAUCAAAGGUCCGACAUCUUUCGAUGACAUCAAGACAGUCGACAGUGUCAAAUACAAUACUUUCAAGGAAGCCUGCUACGCUAUGGGGUUACUGGAUGAUGACAAGGAGUUUAUAGACGCCAUAAUGGAAGCAGCUUGGUUUUUCGAUAGGAAGGGUCCAUUUUGCUCCACCAGGUUCCUGAGAACUCUCUUAAACUACAUCAAAGGUCCGACAUCUUUCGAUGACAUCAAGACAGUCGACAGUGUCAAAUACAAUACUUUCAAGGAAGCCUGCUACGCUAUGGGGUUACUGGAUGAUGACAAGGAGUUUAUAGACGCCAUAAUGGAAGCAAGUCUUUGGGGAACUGGCACUUAUUUACGUAGACUCUUUGCGGAACUUAUGGUAUCUGAUCAGUUUGCCAGACCAGAUGUUGUCUGGAAUUCUACAUCCGCAAAUUUACGUUUGACUGAUGAGCAGUUGAAGGCUUAUACAUUGGCCGAACUAGUAAUGUUGUUGCAGAGUGCUGGGAAGAGUUUGUCUGAUUUUCCUCCAAUGCCAAAGGCCGAUGCAUCGUUGGUCCCAGAUGUCGGGAGUAGAUUGAUUUAUGAUGAGAUGAACUAUAAUAGGUCUGUACUAGCUGCUGAACAUACCCGGUUGAUCUCGACCAUGACUUCAGAACAACAUAAUGUAUAUGAUACAAUCAUUACAAGAGUCAGGGAAGACAAGCCUGGUUUUUUUUUCCUAUACGGUUAUGGUGGUACGGGGAAGACAUUUAUUUGGAGAGAUUUGUCAGCUGCUUUAAGGUCUGAUGGUGAGAUUGUUUUAGCAUGUGCAUCGAGUGGGAUUGCUGCCUUGCUUAUACCCGGUGGAAGAACUGCACAUUCGAGAUUCAGUAUCCCUUUUAUAAUCGAUGAGACCUCAAUGUGUGGAGUUACCCCAAAUACACCGUUGGCAUCGCUGGUGAUUAAGGCUAAACUUAUCAUAUGGGAUGAAGCGCCAAUGAUGCACAAACAUUGUUUAGAAGCACUCGAUAGAUCCUUGAGAGAUGUUCUAAAGACCGUAGAUGAAAGAAACAAGGACAUACCGUUUGGUGGUAAGGUUGUUGUCUUAGGUGGAGAUUUUAGACAGAUAUUACCAGUCAUACCCAAAGCUCCCAGGCCAGAGAUUGUCUAUGCUUCAAUUUACUCAUCUGAUUUAUGGAGGUACUGUGAAGUCCUUACGCUUACAAAAAAUAUGAGGGUUCUAAGCGGCGCAUCUGAAGCUGACAUUGAAGAGAGGAAGUUGUUUUCUGACUGGGUUUUAAGAGUUGGGGAUGGUACAAUUGGGGAAAUCAAUGAUGUCGACAUAUCCGUUGAAAUCCCGUCUAACUUGCUUAUUCCAAGUUCAGGUAAUCCUAUUGCAUCUAUUGUUCAAAGCACUUACACAAAUUUGUUAGGACACAUUGGUAAAGCAGAAUAUUUUCAAAGCAGAGCAAUAUUGGCACCAAAGAAUACAAUUGUUGAUCAGGUUAAUGAUUAUGUGUUAGACUUGAUUCCUGGUGAGGAAAAAAUUUAUUUGAGUUAUGAUACACCUUAUCAUAAAAACCUAGGCGGUGACGCAGUGGACGACAUCCACACGCCUGAAUUUCUCAACACCAUUGUUGCCUCCGAAUUACCAAAUCAUAGGAUUCGAUUGAAAGUGGGAGUACCUGUGAUGUUAUUGAGGACAAUAGAUCAAAAUUUGGGCUUAUGUAACGGUACAAGAUUGAUUAUUACAAAGAUGGGUAAAUUUGUGCUCGAGGCAGAGGUAAUAUCUGGAUCUAAUAUAGGUGAAAAGGUGUUUAUUCCAAGAUUAUCGCUACAGCUGUCUGAUACUAGAAUUCCGUUCAAGUUUAAACGAAGGCAGUUUCUGUUGUCUGUCUCAUUUGCAAUGACUAUUAACAAGAGUCAGGGUCAGUCUUUGAAAAAUGUUGGUGUCUAUCUACCAUCUCCUGUUUUUUCACAUGAACAAUUGUACAUCGCAAUAUCGAGGGUUACUUCAAGGGAUGGUUUAAAGAUGUUGAUCAAUGACGAGGACGACCAAGAUACUGAUGUGACAUCAAAUGUGGUCUAG
Messenger RNA from Medicago truncatula (barrel medic), 2220 nucleotides. RefSeq names its product ATP-dependent DNA helicase PIF1-like. Lineage: Eukaryota; Viridiplantae; Streptophyta; Magnoliopsida; Fabales; Fabaceae. Gene Ontology annotation, biological process: telomere maintenance; DNA repair. The transcript has 3 exons. The record is from RefSeq and is a predicted model, not a curated record. Gene Ontology annotation, molecular function: DNA helicase activity. The coding region runs from base 1 to 2220 and encodes 739 amino acids.